AACGAAGAACAGUAAAUAGGAAAUUGGUAAAUAGUUGUCGAGAAUGUUCCAAAGGAGGCGAGCUCCUGGUUUUGGUGUAAUACUUCUUGUUGCACAAUUAAUGCAAACUGGUAUACAGUAUAUCCCCCCAAUCACACUUGGUAUCAUUGUAUUAAACACUGUUGUGUACCUUCGUUUAUUAUCUGGCUUACCAACCGUCAGACAGGCUUGCAUCAGUUACGUUUAUGUACGGUAUGGCCAAGAAUGGAGGCGAAUAUUUCUAUCCCCGUUUUUUCAUCUCGAUGACAUGCAUUUGUAUUAUAAUAUGGUGUCAUUUUUAUGGAAAGGCAGGUCCCUAGAAACUCGACUUGGUAGCAAUGGCUUGUUGUAUCUAAUAUCAGUUUUCUCAGUCCUGACCAGCCUCACCGUUCUCAUUCUCGACUAUAGUUUGUCAGUAUUGCUAAAUGAUCUUUCAUACCAACGUACAUGUGCAGCGGGUUUCUCAGGUGUAAUAUUUGCACUUAAAGUUUUAACAACUUAUAACCUACCCUCUGGGAGUAUGACAAAUGUGUUUCUGUUUAAUGUACCAAGUCGCAUUGCAUUUUGGGUUGAACUAGUUGUUAUACAGUUGUUAGUACCAUCAGCAUCAUUUACUGGUCACCUUGCUGGGAUAUUUGUCGGUCUACUGUACAUUAAAGGGCCAUUAAAACUGAUGAUGGAUACUGUAGCCAACAUAUUCACAGCACCAACACACCCUAUUAGAACAAGACCAUCAUACACCUACAAUUCUGGACAAUCAGGUCGUCGUCCCCAGGCCACGACCGAAGACGAGGAUGCAGAACUCCAAGCUGCAAUACAAGAAAGUCUUAAUGACGUUAGACAAGGUCCUAAUGAGUCAUCUUCGCAUAGUUCAUCAAUGACGGACAUGUCAAAUAGUUCCAAUCAGGAACCCACUAGUGAAGAAAUUAGACAACUACGCCUUAGACGUUUUCAGAAUUAGAUAAAAAAUAUCGUGAAUACCCAAUAAGAUAGUUUAGAAAUAUUGUAACAUAAUCAGGCAUAAUAUCCUGGAAUAGAUGUGUAGUAGGUUAUGUCUCCCUCCAAGGCUAAAUCAACUCCGCAGUGAGUCAUCAUUUUACAAGCACAAUUAAGGCAUUAUCCAAAAACGUAAAAAACAGAACGGUGAAACAACUGAAUCCGAGAAAUUAGACCCGAACAUUUGAACUCAUUUAAAGAAGCAUUAUAUUUAAUUGAAAAUACGCUUUUUUAUUACAAUAGUUUGUCUUCUGAUUAACUAAAUAAUCAUGUAAUUCCGUCCUUAACAUGUAUUCAAAUAAAAUAAGGUGUAAAUA
This is a messenger RNA of Dendronephthya gigantea, 1331 nucleotides long. RefSeq names its product rhomboid-related protein 4-like. The transcript is spliced from 3 exons. NCBI's taxonomy places the organism in Eukaryota, Metazoa, Cnidaria, Anthozoa, Malacalcyonacea, Nephtheidae. The record is from RefSeq and is a predicted model, not a curated record. Bases 44 to 979 code for a protein of 311 amino acids. Gene Ontology annotation, cellular component: membrane. Gene Ontology annotation, molecular function: serine-type endopeptidase activity.